AUGGUUUUAUCCAAGAUCGCAACUUUCCGUCAUCAGCACCAUUUUCUUCAAAAAUCCUUCCCGUGGGCCUCAUCCUCGCUCAAUCUGUUUCAAAGGGUUCUCACCAAGAACACCCCUUUUGCUAUUCCAGUUCAAAAUAAGACAGCAGUAAAGAGAAUUUGUUGUUCAUCAACAGCAGCAUCGAACAUGGUUAAAGCUAUAAGGGUCCAUGAACUCGGUGGCCCCGAGGUCCUGAAAUGGGAGGAUGUGGAAAUUGGGGAGCCUAAAGAUGGAGAGAUCAGAGUGAAGAAUAAAGCCAUCGGCUUGAACUUCAUCGAUGUUUAUUUUCGGAAAGGGGUUUACAAGGCUCCAACAAUACCCUUCACUCCUGGAAUGGAGGCUGUUGGUGUGGUGACAGCUGUAGGGCCCGGACUUACUGGAAGAAAAGUUGGGGAUGUUGUUGCUUAUGCAGGUCUUCCAAUGGGCGCUUAUGCGGAGGAACAAAUCCUUCCUGCUGAAAAAGUGGUGCCUGUGCCUCCUUCAAUCGAUCCCAUUGUAGCAGCAUCCAUCAUGCUCAAGGGAAUGACUGCUCAAUUUCUUCUCCGCCGAUGUUUUAAAGUCGAGUCAGGGCACACAGUCCUGAUUCACGCAGCAGCCGGUGGGGUGGGGUCCCUUUUGUGCCAGUGGGCAAAUGCACUUGGGGCCACUGUUAUUGGGACAGUCUCUACAAAGGAGAAGGCAGAUCAAGCUAAAGAAGAUGGGUGCCGCCAUGUCAUAUUGUAUAAAGAAGAAGAUUUUGUUACACGUGUCAACGAGAUAACAUCCGGUAAAGGCGUUGAAGUUGUAUACGACUCUGUUGGGAAGGACACUUUUGAGGGAUCACUGGCAUGCUUGAAGUUCCGUGGAUACAUGGUGAGUUUCGGGCAGUCGUCUGGCAGUCCCGACCCAAUCCCACUGGCGGCACUGGCGGCCAAAUCCCUGUUCUUGACAAGGCCCACCUUAAUGCAAUACACAGUGACUCGGGACGAACUUCUGCAGACAGCAUCCGAGGUAUUCACCAAUGCGGGCUCGGGCAUCUUACGGGCCCGAGUAAAUCAUACGUACCCAUUGUCUCAAGCGGCCCAGGCCCAUGAGGACCUUGAGAACAGGAAGACGACCGGAUCCGUCGUGCUCAUACCCGAUGGAUGCUAA
Messenger RNA from Striga hermonthica, 1170 nucleotides. The record is from the annotation of a GenBank genome assembly. NCBI's taxonomy places the organism in Eukaryota, Viridiplantae, Streptophyta, Magnoliopsida, Lamiales, Orobanchaceae.